This is a messenger RNA of Cydia pomonella (codling moth), 2108 nucleotides long. RefSeq names its product 2-amino-3-ketobutyrate coenzyme A ligase, mitochondrial (gene Gcat). Lineage: Eukaryota; Metazoa; Arthropoda; Insecta; Lepidoptera; Tortricidae. Gene Ontology annotation, molecular function: glycine C-acetyltransferase activity; pyridoxal phosphate binding. The transcript is spliced from 9 exons. The record is from RefSeq and is a predicted model, not a curated record. Bases 408 to 1691 code for a protein of 427 amino acids. Gene Ontology annotation, biological process: L-threonine catabolic process; biosynthetic process.
UAGCGAAAGUCCUAGUUUACUAGCAGUAAAACCUUACUUAACAAAUGUACCGUUCUUAGGGAAAAUGCAUUAGUGCGGCAGGUGGUUACGGCAUUAUGACCGAUGUUCUAAUACAUAUGUUACACUUCACAACAUAAGCGCCUACCACACUAAGGUGUCUUUUCUCUGAAAACGAUUCAGUAGUCUCAGUAUGUUCUCUUCUCCCGACCCAUUCGGAUGGAUUCUGUUGGAUUCGUUUACCGGCUUAUACUUCUGAUUUUAAGUUUUUCAACUUAGUUCAUUGAUGGCGAGUACGAGUAGGUUGAUAUUCGCAAGAACCGCGUAGCAACGAAAACAAAUUAAACGUAAACAGAAACCUGCGUGACCAGUCUACUAACAAGUCGCCGGCCGCGCCUCCAUUCGACGCGAUGGCGCUCCGCUCGCAACUCCUACGCUCCGUAUAUGCUGGCAAGCAAGCAACACGACAGCUCCACGAGCUGAAAGGCAAAGAGCGGGCGGGAGUGACACGGCUGAGAGAGGUCCUCGACGACCGGCUGCAAGAAAUCAAGAAGGCAAAGACGUGGAAGCAUGAGAGAAUCCUCACCUCGCCACAGGACACAAAAGUGAGGGUGCAGGGAGCGGAAGGGGAGUUCCUGAAUUUCUGCGCAAACAAUUAUCUAGGAUUAUCGAACCAUCCUGAAGUGGUAGAGGCAGCGAGAGAGGGCCUGCGCAAAUAUGGCGCUGGGCUCAGUUCCGUUAGAUUUAUUUGUGGCACACAAACUGUACAUAAGGAAUUAGAGCAUCGCCUGGCGCAGUUCCACGGGCGUGAGGAUGCCAUUCUGUACGGGUCGUGCUUCGACGCAAACGCCGGCCUCUUCGAGUCUAUGCUUACGCCAGAGGACGCUGUGUUUUCGGACGCGCUCAACCACGCUUCUAUCAUCGACGGGAUACGGCUCUGCAAAGCGCAGAAGUACCGGUACCCGCACAGAGAUCUCAAUGAGUUGGAGCACUUACUGGCGCACAGCGAAGCGCGCAUCAAGCUCAUAGUAACCGAUGGCGUGUUUUCUAUGGAUGGCAAUGUGGCUCCUUUGCCUGGACUGCGAAACCUGGCAGACAAAUAUCGGGCACUGCUGGCGGUUGACGACAGCCAUGCUACUGGGUUUUUCGGAGCGACUGGAAGGGGCACAGAAGAAUAUUGCAACAUAAUGGGUGCCGCCGACAUCAUCUGCUCAACGCUCGGCAAAGCUGUGAGCGGGGCGGCCGGCGGCUACACCACGGGGCCUAAGGAGCUCAUCACACUGCUGCGCAACGUUUCGAGGCCGUACCUGUUCUCUAACGCACCGCCACCGCCUGUGGUCGCCGCUUCAUUGAAGUCGUUAGAUCUAGUGGAGGGAAGCAGCGAGCUUCGUGAGCGACUCCAGCAAAACACUCGCAGUUUCCGCGAGGGUCUGAAGGCAGCCGGUCUGACCGUGGCCGGCGACGACCACCCCAUUUGCCCCGUCAUGGUCGGCGACGCUCCGCUGGCUGUUGAACUCGCCUCGGGCAUGCUACAGCGCGGAAUCUACGUGGUGGCAUUCAGCUAUCCAGUGGUGCCGAAGGGCGGCGCGCGCGUGCGCGUGCAGCUGAGCGCGGCGCACGCGCCGGGAGACGUCGGCCGCGCCGUGCAAGCGUUCGCUGACGUCGGCGCGAGCAUCGGCCUUGUCAAGGGCUAAGAUGAUUUUAAGUUCUGAGUGUCAAGACACUAACAUCCGGCAAAAUUCAGUGCACCGACGUCAUGCCGAUCUCGCGCUAUUGCACAGGUAUCCACACCUAUCAGUGAGGUGCGUAAUUUUAGGUUUGAAAAACUUUGGACUGAGACUCUUAUUUGAAUAUGUAUUGGAGGAGUUUACUUAAGGGCUCAACACUGGAACGAUUAAAAUCCAGUGAAAGAAUUGUUUGUCCCAGUAUUAUAUUCUAAAAUAUGGCGUCCAUCUUUACUCUAACUGACGAAUAAGUACUACUUACUUGACGCUGUGUAAAAAUUGUCCUAUUCUCGAUUGGUCACUACACAUUUCAGACAUACCUAUUUUUGUUAUGUUCAUUUAAAUAUUCGCAAUUCAUUAAAAAAAGUGACCUCUGUGAAAUGAAAA